Lacerta agilis (Sand lizard) is the source of this 2778-nucleotide messenger RNA. It is a transcript of the gene FAM110D, whose product is annotated as family with sequence similarity 110 member D. The coding region runs from base 413 to 1465 and encodes 350 amino acids. NCBI's taxonomy places the organism in Eukaryota, Metazoa, Chordata, Lepidosauria, Squamata, Lacertidae. The transcript is spliced from 2 exons. The record is from RefSeq and is a predicted model, not a curated record.
GCUCACUUUGCCCGGCUGCCUGGCCACCUUUUGCUGGAGAUGGCAAAGCCCCGUUGACAUGUCUUUGGCCAGGAUAGCAAGGGUAACUGUUGACCUGUUGAUACCCACCCACUCCUCUAUUCACAGAAAAGGAAUUUUCCUAAUCUUCACAGCGUGGCUGAACUUUUAAUGACAGGAAGUAGGAAGCAGGAAGCUGGUUACAAGUCCUGCCAUAGGAGUUCAGUUACAGAUUCUGAAGAAACCAGCCAAAACCUAGAGUGGUAAAACCACCAACUUAACCUAUUGCCCAGUUCAGGGCAAAGCUCUGGCAGCCAUCCCGACCUCCCAGAGAUACCUUGACAUCACAAAGUCUCUUCACAACUCUCCUUCUGAAACUGAAGGCUGCUCAUUAUCCCACUACUGUGGACAUAAAAUGAGGCCUCUGUCUCCUGGAGAAGGACUUUCCCCUCUUGGGCUGCUCAACCGAGGGCCCGACUACCUCCGUAAGCAGCUGGAGGGGAGUACCGGGGGGCGGACCCCAAGUGCCGUGGAAAGGCUGGAGGCCGAUAAAGCCAAAUACGUCAAAUCCCAACAAGUCAUCAACAGUCGCCAAGAGCCAGUGUUGCUCUGCUACACCUUCCAGUCGUCUGCUUGUGGCAGAAGAGCCUUGACCCUCCACCAACAAGGCGAGUUCUCUCAGGUGGGCCAAGAUGGCCUUGGGCCCAAGAAGCUGCCUCCUUCUCCUCAGUCGCCCAUAGCACGGAGAGGGGGCGGCAGGCGCAUGCUGAGGCCCGAUUCACUUGUCAUCUACCGGCAGAAACGGGACUGUUCGGCUGUCAACAAGGAGAACACCAAAGGCUACAGCCUAGUGAGGCGGCUGUUUCAAGGCCCAUUGAGAGAUGGGCAUGGUGGCUCCCCUUCCUCUAUAGGCAUGUUGGAAGAUGGACAGCUACAAGUCACGCAGGAAGAAACCUCCAUGGUCUGGGUGCCGGCAGAAAAGGAAGAAACAAGAACCAUAAGUUCAGUAGGCAUUCUAAUGAGGACGUCCGUGGGAUGUGCUUCUGAACGCAGCCUGGGACACCAGCCUAGCUCCCAGCUGGUUAUGGACCAAACCUCUUCUUCCACGAGCCCAGAACCAUCAGACUCCAAGAGAGAGCUGGCACCAAGUUAUUCUCUCCCUCUCUCGGAGAAAGAGCGUUUUUUUAACUACUGCGGCUUGGACCAGAACCUGGUGGAGAUGCUGGGAGCUGAGCGGUUCAAGCCGGGGAGCUGGGAAUUGGGGUCCUCAUGUGUUGUCCUGGGGAGCGUGGGGUCAGCCAGUUCUGAGCAUGACCGUCUCUCACUCAAUGAAGAGGAGCUGUCUGCAGAAGAGCUGAGUGAGAAGCCACUCACAUCAGUCUCUGUCAUUGAGCGAAAUGCCCGUGUCAUUAAAUGGCUGUACAGCUGCCAGCAUGCCCUGUCUGUGGCCAAGGAGUCCACUGUGUGAAUGGAAACAUGGUCUCAAAUGCAAUUCUUUCCACAGGAAAGGGGGGGCAGGUGGCUGGGCCUCACUGUUCUUGUAACCUUGCAAGUGCCAGUCAUGUGCCUAAGUGAGGGCCCAGUUCUUGCCAUCUUGAUGAUGGCAACAUUCCCAACAUGGGAAGCUGAGCAGGGAGCAUCUCUCACCAUGGAAUUACAGCAAGUGGUGUAUGAUGGAUGCUGUUUAAAACAGUCCUGCAUUGCCUGUAUGCAAAUAUGCCUGUGAAGUAGAAAGGGAUACACGUGGGACCAAUGUGAUUUUCAACUGAGGCCUAAAUUAUGAAGGCAAAAUUUGGGGGUUCGAGACAAAUAAUUUUUCUCCUAGCUCUCUUCCCCAGCUAAGAGUAGUGGUGACCAGCAUAUAAAGAAUACAUUCUAUAGCAGGGACGGGGAACCUGUGUUUCUCCAGAUAUUGCUGGACUACAUUUCCUAUCAUUCCUGACUCUUGGCUAUGCAGAUUGAGGCUGAUAGGAGUUGGAGUCCAACAGCACCUGGAGAGACACAAGUUCCCCAUGCAGGAGUGUGAGUAAAUCUUCCCCUCCCGCAGUUAUCAACAGCCAGCAUGGUGUAGGGGGUUAGAGUGUUGGAGAGGGAAGGCUUGGGUUCAAAUCCCCCACAUGGCCAUAAACCUGCCUGGGAGACCCUGAGCCAGUCAUAUGCAUUUUGCCUAGCCUACCUCACAGGGUUGUUGUGAAGAUACAACCAGAGCAUCUCAUGGGAUAACCCCAAAUUUCUGUGGAGGGAUGUGAUGCAAACAUGAUGAACAGGAGAUCAUCUCAGGCUUAGCCCUUCUGGCAACGAGCUGCCAGAGAACCACCACUAUGGCUAGUGGGGUGUAUACAAUCCCCAGUUCAGACUGUGUGGUUUUCGUGCAGUCUGGGAGAAACAUUUUGUGGUUGCCAGGCCCUUGGACUCUUUAACUCUACUGAGCCGUUCUGUGAAAUGUAAGCAGGAAGAACAGGAGCAAUCUCUGAACUGACACAAUCUCUAGGGCAGGCCCCCAGUGCUGCACCCAAUUCUGUUUCCUUCUGUGCCUUCCUUCCUCGGACAUUCUCCAGAUAUUCAAAGCAAAACCCAUGUUUGUAUCUCUUUCCUUGAUUUCAGAACCAGCUUUGAUGGCUCAGGAUGAUGGGGUUAGCUUUAUGAAUGGGUAUUAAUAGAAGCGCUCAACCUUUUUCUCAAUGAUUGGCUAUGAACGUAAGAAGUGUCCUGCUGGAUCAGGCCAGUGGCCCAAGUAGUCCAGCAUCCUGUUCUCACAGUGGCCAACCAGGUGCCUCCAUG